AGUUCUGUCAAAUAACAUUUUUUAUGGGCAAUACGUGAGCGCAUGUGUUUCUAUUUUCUUUCAAUUGAUUUUUGAUUACAAUUUGAACAGAAAUCAUUAAGUUAUCAAAAUGAGUGACGAUGAGGAGCAAUUCAAUCCAAAAGCACAUAAAAAACUUCUACAAGGCAUCAGCAGUUUAGGCAAGGCUCAGCAUAUAAGGAAAACAACACGUAAUGAGCCUAUACGUCAACAAGAUGAGUUUCAACUAGUCAAACCUGUGGAUGAAUCUGUUGCACGUUAUCCGGUUGGCUUGUACGAUAUUGUCAGGGUGCUACAAACCACUAAUAGACACAUAGAGGCUGGGAAACAAUUGAAAGUUGUGCAGUCUUCCAAAAAAGUUCUUGAUAAGCCUUUGGAAAAGCCACAGGCAGAUCGUAUUAAGCGUGGACUUGGCUAUGACAAAACUAAGAAAAACUUAAAUCGCUGGGACGCAGUUGUAACACAUAAUCGCAAUGCGGAGACUCAGGUGUUUCCGCUGCGUUCGGAAACUAUCUAUGUCGAUACGUCGAUGUAUCGUAAACCCUUGGAACGAUCGCUUAAAUCUGACUUAGCACGUGAGCUGGAAGCAGAGCAGGCACGAUUAAAAGCUGUAAAAAGAGAGUUGACUGGUGAAACUGAAAAUGAGGAGGAGUUAGCGAAAAAGGAGGAGGAAUUAUUGAAGAAAAAAUUAACGCGUGAUGAGCAAAUUGCACGCCGCAAAGAGUUAGCAUACCUAAAGCUCAGAGAGUCACAGAAAUCAUUAAAGGCACGCAAGCAAAAUAAAAUCAAAUCAAAAAAGUAUCACAAACUAUUGAAGAAACAAAAAAUGCAAGAGCAAAUUAAACAGUUUGAGAUUUUGCAAAAAACUAAUCCCGAAGCAGCUUUGGAAAAGUUAAAUGAAUUAGAAAAGAGUCGAGUGCUUGAAAGAGCUAACUUACGUCAUAAAAAUACUGGAACAUGGGCGAAGAACUUGCAAAUACGUGCGAAAUACGAUAAGGAAGUGAGAAAAGAUUUGGCUGAACAAUUGCAAAUUAGUCGGCAAUUAACCAAAAAGCAAAAUGACAGUGACGAGGAAAAUGAAAAUGAAAUUGUUCAAAAGUCCGCACAACUCGAAAUGGAAAAGGAUGUCACUGAUUCUGAUCCAUUCAAUCCUUGGACACGGGUGGGAAAAGUUCAAAGGGAUAACCAAACAACAAAUGAAGAAGGGGAAAAUUGGCGAAAAUACUGGCUAGACCGAAAUCAGAAUGAAAAGCUUCUAGAAGAUUACAAAAAGUUGCUAGCUCAAGAAAAAAGUGACCAAACUGAUGAUGAGGAAAAAGAAACUAAAGAAGAAACGGUAAAAUCUGAAAAAUCAAGUGCUGAAGUUGAAAGCAAAAUUAUUAAGGAAAAGAGCUCCAAGAAAAAGAAUUUAAAACAAAAGGGUAAUACAAGUGCUCAAACAAAGAAAAAGGAAAAUAAAACUAAUAAUAAAAGUGAAGAUGUCAAAACUGAGUUUAAUACAAGUAAAACAGGUGAAUGGCUAGUAGAAGACAUCACCACUUCCGGCACUAGUAACCUACCCAAUGGUAAAAGCGAAAAUAAUAUCGACGAUAUUUUUGAUAAACAAGAAGACAAAAUUAGGGAAAGAAUGAGCAAAAAGCUGAAAAAAUUAAAUAAAAAAGCAAAACUUUUGCAAAAGGCAAAGUUGAAAAAUAAAAAAUCAAAAACUAAAAAGAAAAAAGAUGAGUUAAAGAACUUAAAAGAAUUAUCUUUCCAAAAAGGGGCUACGCGUCCAGUUAUUGAUGAAGAACUAAUUACUGAAAACACCGCUCCUAGCAAAGAGGACGGAAAAAAUUUAGAGAAAAUAUUAGAGAACGAUAACCAAAAUAUUAAUUCAAAGGCGGAAACAGUGAAACCAACAGCUAAACCCGUUGUAAAAGAAAUUCAACCAUCUACAACUAUAGAUCCAAAUAAAUUGGCCGAUGUUAAAAUUAAGCAAAAAGUAAAUAACUUCAUUGGAUUAAACGAAACAAUAGGUGCUGUCGACGAUGAUAUAGAAAUGAGUGGUGAUGAAGAACAUGACAAGGCGUACCACGAUCAGCAGUUGACAAUCAGCCAAGCGUUCGAGGACGAUGACAUUAUUGCGGACUUUACUCGCGAUAAAGCCAAAGACUCCGAAAUCAAAAAUGCCGAAAUCGAUUUAUUUAUGCCUGGUUGGGGUUCAUGGGCGGGUGCUGGUAUUUCUGCUGAAAGACAAGUUGCGAACAAGAGUAAACGUCUUGUCCUCAAGUUGGCUAAAAAAGAAAAACGUCGGGAUGAUAACAAAGGAGGACUCUACAUUAAUGAAUCGGCAAGUAAAAAGUUGCGAACUCAUCUUGUUUCCGAAGUGCCUUUUCCAUUUACAUCUGUUGCUGAUUACGAAGGCAGUAUACGUGCAACAAUUGGACGGAAUUGUGUACCAGAAACUGCUUUCCGUAUGCUCACCCGACCUGCUGUUAUAACACACAAGGGUCAGGUAAUUGAGCCAAUGGAUCAAAGUGAGCUGACAAAGCCCCAACGCAAGUUGAGAAACGUUGUGGAUAAAAGAAUAGCGAGAAUGAAUGAAAACACAACACCAAAAGCUAUAAAAUCUAAAUAAAAAAAUUAAGAUCUUAAAAAACUGUGCACAUUAAAGUAAAUACAUACAUAUGUACAUUUAUAUAAACAUGUAUAAGAUUUAGAAAGUUACAAACAUCAUUUGUUCCUGUUUCGGUUUUUAUUUAUAAAUAACGUAUGUACAUAAUAAUGUGGAAUAAUGAUGGAAAGAGAGGAUGUGUACGGAAGCCUUUAGAAUAAUAAUAAUAUGCGACUCUGUAUUAAAUAAAAAUUAUAAACACAA
Ceratitis capitata (Mediterranean fruit fly) is the source of this 2875-nucleotide messenger RNA. Its product is annotated as U3 small nucleolar RNA-associated protein 14 homolog A. The coding region runs from base 110 to 2635 and encodes 841 amino acids. The record is from RefSeq and is a predicted model, not a curated record. Gene Ontology annotation, cellular component: nucleolus; small-subunit processome. The transcript has 2 exons. Lineage: Eukaryota; Metazoa; Arthropoda; Insecta; Diptera; Tephritidae. Gene Ontology annotation, biological process: rRNA processing.